AUGGAGGAAGGGAGUGGGGAGUGUGGAGGAGGGGAGUGUGGAGGAGGGGGAGUGUGGAGGAGGGUAGUGGGGAGCGUGGUGGAGGGGAGUGUGGAGGAAGGGAGUGGGGAGUGGGGAGCGUGGAGGAGGGGAGUGGAGAGCGUGGUGGAGGGGAGCGUGGAGGAAGGGAGUGGGGAGCGUGGGAGGAAGAGAGUGGUGAGCAUGGAGGAGGGGAGUGGGGAGCGUAGUGGAGGGGAGCGGGGAGCGUUGAGGAAGGGAGUGUGGAGCGUGGAGGAAGGGAAUAGGGAGCGUGUUGGAGGGGAGCAUGGAGGAAGGGAGUGGGGAGUGUGGAGGAGGGGAGUGUGGAGGAGGGGAGUGGAGAGUGUGGUGGAGGGGAGCAUGGAGGAAGGGAGUGGGGAGCAUGGAGGAGGGGAGUGGGGAGCGUGGAGGAGGGGAGUGGAGAGCGUGGUGGAGGGGAGCGGGGAUCGUUGA
Oncorhynchus nerka (sockeye salmon) is the source of this 471-nucleotide messenger RNA. RefSeq lists its product as uncharacterized. The transcript has a single exon. Lineage: Eukaryota; Metazoa; Chordata; Actinopteri; Salmoniformes; Salmonidae. Bases 1 to 471 code for a protein of 156 amino acids. The record is from RefSeq and is a predicted model, not a curated record.